This is a messenger RNA of Drosophila persimilis, 6086 nucleotides long. RefSeq lists its product as uncharacterized. Lineage: Eukaryota; Metazoa; Arthropoda; Insecta; Diptera; Drosophilidae. The coding region runs from base 50 to 5467 and encodes 1805 amino acids. The transcript has 9 exons. The record is from RefSeq and is a predicted model, not a curated record.
GGAAAGUGAAUAAUCAUCAGAGAGGCGCGUACUCCAAAUUUUGAGCAAGAUGAGCAAGAAAAUGUGGAACAAGAUCUUUAAAUCAAAGUCGCAGAAGCCUCAGCCACUGGCCAAAAUCAAUAAGCGGCACAGUAGGGGCAUCUACGAGGAGUACCAGCAACUCAACGAUUUGCUGGUCAGCGAAAAAGCUCAGCUGAAUUUCUGCAAUCAAAGGGAAAACGAAAACGAAAAUGGAAAUGGCUGUGGAAAUGGCAGCAUUAACGUAUUUGAACAGCAGCCGCUGAAGAGUUCUUUCAACUCGCUGCAGCUUAUUGAGGCGCAACAAUCACUGCCGCAACAGCAGCAGCAGCAUCAGCAGCCGCAGCAACAGCUGUCCACAUUUUCGCGCGUUCGCAAUACGUUUUCCCUAAAACGCAACAGCAACGGCAGCAGCAGCAGCAGCAACAAUAAAGGCAAGAAAAAUCUGCCCAAUGCCAAGUCAACCACAUUCAACACGGAGGCCGAGUUGGAAGCGCCCGAAUGCGGGCAGGAGGAGGAGCCCUCUUCGCCGCCACCGCCGCCGCUCACCAGAGGACUGCCGCUGCCCGUGCCCGAGAUAGUGGCCAUCAACCCCAGCGAUCUGACGCCCUGUCCGUGCUGCAGCCGCACCUUCAACUUGAAUGCCCUGCGCAAGCAUGUCGUCGUCUGCGAGAAGAUCUCAAAGAAGCGCAAUACCUUUGAUUCCUCGCGCCAGCGCCGCGAGGGCACAGCACUUUCCACGUAUGUCCUUCCCAAAAACUUUGGCCUGCCCAAUGCUGAGAAGGUGUCUGGAGUUCACACCCCCACCGCUGGGAGUCGGGAUCCCGUAGGCACGGGAUCCAAAAUACCAACAGACAGUGUGGGCUCUCCUCUGCCCAUUCGUCGCAACUCCCAAACCGAUCUGGUUCGCUCUACGGCCCGAGCUUCCGUGCGUAGAGCAGGGGGCACAGCAACAGGAACAGGAGCUGCUGCAACAUCGCCCGCAGGCGACCCAAACCAUGUACCAGCCCGCGAUCGCUCGCUGGCCAAGCGUAUCAAGGGUGUGGCCUCCGAGCACUGUCCCCACUGCGAGCGCAACUUCAACGUGAAGGCCUUCGACCGGCAUGUGGAGUGGUGCAAGGAGAAAGCGAUUCAGGCCACCAUUAAGCUGGCCAACACCCAGGAGACGUCGAAAGCAAAGGAACGGCUCGACGCCAGGAAGCAGUACAGGCCGCCCAAUCUCAAGACGAAGCGCUCGAUCAACCGGAACAAGUACUCCGGCAACCACGAGGAUCUGCUGGACGCCGGCGACAUGACGGCCCCCAAGCAGAGCCUGAUGUCGCUCCCCUCCAUGACCUCGUCCGUGCACAGUGAUAACCCUCCUAAAGCAAAGAAGCUGGCACGGCCCCAACCAAAGAACGGCACGCCCGCAGUCCGCAGCAAGGCCGAGGGAUCCAGCACAAAAGUCACGCAAAACACAGUUACCUUGUGCGUGACCCAAGACGACGAUCCACCGGCAGCCCCAGCUCCGCCAAAGGAGCGCGUCCUACGCGCCAAACGCAAGCCUAUCGCGACUUGUGACCGCAUCACCGAAACGAUGGAUCGCUUGCGAAGCCAAUCCAGCGGCGAAACCCUCCAGCUGGACUGUGUGGAGGCGGCACCGCUGAAGCCAGCCGCCAGGCUCCGCAAAGGGAUGACCAAUCGGGAAAGGGUCGAUGCUGCCGAGAAGGAAAUGUCGUUGCCGGCACUCAAAUUCGAGGAUCUCAAUCGGUUGAUCAAGCGAAAAGACCCUACGACCAUCGUAAAAGCAACUAAAAUGGAUGAAACACCGCAGGAGGUGGUUAAAGUGAAGGUGCGUUCCUCCACAUCGCUAGUGCGGCAGGCACGUCGCCGCAUCCGCACACGGGAGCAUCCCAGCUUGGAGUUGCGCAACUUGGAGCAGGAAAUGACCCAAGCCUCGUUCCCGUCACCAUCAUCGCCAACUAAGAAAGCGAACUCCAUGCAGAUAUCGCCCGAAGAUGAUAUGGAUUGCAGCCUUGUGCCUCUGUCGCGGAGACCGGGUGUUGCCUAUUCCGAUUACGAGGACGAUUCGCCGCGAGCCGAGAUCCAAAUCAAAAUGGAAACGACCACCACGCGAACUGUAUGCCGGCCCAAGAAGCGGACUGGCCAGGCCACCAUGGAGAUGAACAGCUCGUUACCCAUGCGGGCCCUGCCCAUGCCCCAGCUGCAGCAAAGCCUCGAGGCCCUCGGCCACACCAUGAGCCAUACCAAGCUGCCCAGACUGCAGCUCGGCAGCGAUCGGCUGCAGUUCGAGCGCAAUGUCAUUGAAAUGGAAAACGAAUCGAGUGAGCUGGAAUGGAGCGAGGAAAAUAUGAUGAGGAGGUCCGCGAAUAUCCUCGAACGCACGUCCAGUCCGAAUAGCGGAGAGUUCCCGCAGGUCGAGGACAGCGACGUAGAAGCUGAGAGCGAUCAGCGGCCUGUCACGAAGCUGCCUCUUGUGGCCAAGCAGAGCGGCAGCAGGAUCAGUCGCUGUCUGGUGAUGCUCGAGCAGGACGAGGAUGGAAAAAUGUACAUCAAGGAGCCGCCUGCCAAGGACGACAGCCACCCUGUCAGCGGCGACAAGUACGAUCCCUUCCUCUCGGCCAAACGUCAGCUGGAGGAGCUUUGCUCCCCCGGCACGCCGCCGGAGCAGGAGGAAGUUUCGGUUCCCCCAACAGCCACACUAACAGCCACACCAAGUCUUUCCAUGACCACCUCGUUGACCAUGCCGAGCAGCAAAGCACCGCCGACCACCCCGAAACCCACACCUGCCUCCAACUUCCGGCGCACUUCCUCUCUACGAGGCCCCCGGCGGACACCGCUGCUGCCUAGUCGUCCGUUGUUUGCGACCAACUAUCGCCCCACCAUACAGCGGGGUCUCUCCGACGAGGGCCCCAUCUCCACGAACUUCCUCAAGCCGGAAGAGUACGACGAGAUGCCGGUGCGCGCCGCCUGCGUCAACGACUUCCACAGUCCACGCGUGGUCCGCCGGGAUACGAGUACGUCCAACCGCAAGCAGAUGCUGAAGCUACCGGUGGGCGUUGGCGCUGCCAGUGACACCACAGCUCAGGCACUGCCCGGGCGCAACGUGGCCAAGACCGACUCCCUGGCGGUGUUCCUUAAAUACGAACACGAGCUGGAAGAGCUGAAUGCCAAGGCAGCGGAGGUGGCAGCCGCCAGUCAGCUGACCAGCAAAGAGCUCAAGGAUAAGAGCAACAACCUGAGCAAGCAGAACUCGGCCAAGAACCUGACCACGUCCAGCAAUCCCGGCCAGCUGCCGCCCCUGACCUUGACCACGGUGACACCAUCAGCAUCAGCACCAAAGAGGGUGCCCAACAACUACCAGCCCAUUGCCACCCCCUUGCGGCUGGAGCCCAUCAGCAGACCAGCGACGGCGACGCCAUCAGUCCAUCAGCCCGUCAGCGGUGGGGCGAACACCCUAACACCCAUCAAGCUGGAGAGCAUCUUCGGCUUUGGCCGUCCGGCCGCAGCGGGCGGCGGAGAGUUCAUGGACCCAAAGCUGAUCAACGCAUGCGAUAAUCUGCACGUGUCCAGCGGCGUAGCCUCGGAUGCCAGUUCCACGCCACAGCAGCUGUCGCAGAGCCGAAGUCGGAGCAGCUCCCAGUCGACCAUCACCUACGAGCGACGUCAGUCCGGAGAGGCCAGGAAUCUGCUGAAGCGAAAGAUGCGCUUGGGACGCAAUCAGUUUCUGUACGAUGCCUCGCCGGAGGAUGCCGAUGCCUCGUCGGGGUGCUCCGCCGACGAUGAGGCCAAUCGGUCCUCAAUGGAGUACGACGAGCAGUGCUGGCAGCAGCAACAGAAGCAACUGCUGGCCAAUCCACUGCCCCUGGUCAUGCCGAUGGGCAACAUGCCCACCUUCGACGACUUUGACUUUGAGGAGUUUCUCUCCUCAUUCGAGAACGAGAAUGACGACGAGCAGUUCCCGCUGUUCAAAGAUUGUCGCGAAUUCCUGCUGAAUCGCACAACGAGCAGGCAACGCUCGUUCCAGAAAGCGACUUCGACACCACAACAGACCACUACAGCCACACUGAGACCGGCCACCACCAGUAGCAUCCUUCAGCCCAAGUCACAGCCCACUAAAGACCCUCACACCCACAGAUCCAACUCGAAUAGUUCGAAUAGCAAGGGAGGCGAGAAAUUGCAGAUGCAGAUGCAGCGCCAGCAAUCGAAUGCAUCCAGUGGUAGCAGCCACGACGAAAAGAUGCAGCAGAUGCCAGUGCAGAUGGUGGGGAAGAGGCCAGUCGAGGAUCAGCAGAAGCGGGAGAUCUUCAUCAGCAUCGAGACGGAGACAAAUGCCCACGGCCGUUCCCCAAUUUCUCCCGACUCGCUGCGCCACAUGGUGGGCAAUUCACAGACGCCCAUCGACGUGCUGCACAUAGAGAAUGGCAACGAGCCGGAGCACGCUCGGUUCAGAAAGAUCAGCGAUACAGAGGACGCCUAUGUCGACGCCCAGGACGGGCCUGAUGAUCGGGCCAGCCAGUUGGCUGGCAAUGCCAACAGACUGGCCCUAUUAUCGAGCGACUCCGUCCAGGUCAAUAACGCUAAAAAUCUGAUCCAGCAAAUGCAGAGCGAGUUUCGGCAACUGGGCGAGGAUGCCGGCGCCUCAAUCCGUACCCUGUUCAUCAGAAGACCCGAAGAGCAGGGUACAGCAAGGGAAUUGGAUCCGGAGCCAGUGCAACAGCUUCAGCAGCAGGAGCAGCAUCAGUUGAAGGCCAGCUCCCCCUUGACACCCUCAGCAUCAGCGGAUUCCGACGAGCUAAGCAGUCUCGAUGGUUAUCCCAUGUCCUCGUCCCACUCGUCUCGUCGCGGCGCUAGCUCCAAGCUAAGCUCCGACUCUGCCUAUGGAAGCACCAACUCCCCCUACAGCCUGUCGCGCCAGCGGUCCGGCGACCUACAACCGGGUACACCACGCAACCAGAAUCUGCUGCGUCCGCACACGGCCAGUGCCAAGCUGCCGAGCGCCAUGACUGAUGUCUCGACCCAGGCGCACACUGCCUAUGGCACUCUCAAGGCACGUCAGAGGCUUUAUGGCGGCGGCGGGGCUAUCAAUAGCAUUGGCAAUGGCAAUACCGACGGAGCAGAAUCCUCCAGUGGAUCGGAGCACUCUCUGACAAUGUCCACGCAGCAGCCGCAGGAACAACAGAAGCACAAUAGACCAGAUAGCAACUACAACUACCAGCAGCAGCAACAGCAGGUGCAAUCCCAGCCAGUAUAUAACAACAACAACAACAAUGGGCAGGCGUCGCUGACUCCAACCGCAUCGCAGCAUUCCCUGCUAAGCUGUAACUCCGCGUCCAGCCUAAGUUCGAGUAUGAAGAUGUCCAAGUUCUGCCACGAGUGUGGCGGCAGGUUCAUCAUCGAGCACGCCAAGUUCUGCAUGGAGUGCGGCGUGCGGCGAAUGAUACUCUAAUCUCGGGUCUUAACCCCACGUAGAUAUUGUUGUACCCCAUCACCCACUCACAAAAUCACACCGCAACACACUCACCCUGAUGAUGGAUGCUGUUGACGAAGAGCGUCGCCUCCUGGGUUCGGGGUCUUUUAUAAGUGCAUACCAAAUGUAGUUUCUCACACGCAUGAGAGACAUCUAAGGAGAGCGUUUAAUAUGUCCUACACACAGAAUAAUAAUAAUAUUUAAUAUAUAUAUUUUAUUAUAAACCAAAAAUGCGAACACAAAUUUUUAUAUCGAACGAAAGGAGACAGUCAUUGCAGAAGAAGUUCAUUAAAUUGAGGUUUCUCUAAUUAACUUUGCAUUUCUCGUUAAGAGCACAUUUCUCUGACUCAAAACAAACGUAAACCAUUAAUCACUUUAAAAAAGUAAAAUUGUUGAUUAACAAAGACUGAACGAAUUUAUACGAUAGGCGAUGGACAAAAAAAUUAAAUGAAUGACAGGCUCCUCCGCAAGCAAGAUCGUAACUAUUUUUAAACAUUUUUCGAAAACUAACGCAGCAACUCCAUUGUAUUGUAUUCUUUAUAAUCUGAUUACUAAUUAUAUAGAGACACUGCUUAAAUAUAUAUACUCUAAAUGAUAA